Molecule: messenger RNA, 1332 nt
Organism: Erinaceus europaeus (western European hedgehog)
Lineage: Eukaryota; Metazoa; Chordata; Mammalia; Eulipotyphla; Erinaceidae
Product: plasma membrane ascorbate-dependent reductase CYBRD1
Exons: 4
Coding region: 144-998 (284 amino acids)
Cellular component (GO): lysosomal membrane
Molecular function (GO): oxidoreductase activity
Source: RefSeq, a predicted model, not a curated record
GGCAAGAAAGUCCCUCCUCCAGGGCGGAGACAGUUCCCUGCAGAAGACGCCCGGGGUCAGAAGCGGGGCCACUAGUCAGAGGCUGCCACCACCGUGGGCUCGCUGAGACCUAGAGGCUGCCAGCCUGCGGGGAAUGGGGUGCCAUGGCCAUGGCCGGCUACAAGGGCUUCCUGGGGCUGCUGGUGUCGGCGUUGCUGGUCGGCUUCCUGUCGGUGAUCUUCACCCUUAUCUGGGUCCUGCACUACCGGGAGGGGCUCGGCUGGGACGGAACAGAGUUGGAGUUUAACUGGCACCCGGUGCUGCUCAUUACUGGCUUCGUCUUCAUCCAGGGCAUCGCGAUCAUCGUGUACAGACUACCAUGGACCUGGAAAUGUAGCAAGCUCCUGAUGAAGUCCAUCCAUGCAGGGCUAAACACCGUGGCUGCUAUUCUUGUAAUUAUUUCUCUGGUGGCUGUUUUUGAUUUCCACAAUGCCAAGAAUAUCGCCAACAUGUACAGUCUGCACAGCUGGGUUGGACUGACAGUUGUCAUCCUCUACAUACUACAGCUUUUUCUAGGUUUUUUCAUAUUUCUACUUCCUUGGGCUCCACUUUCUCUCCGAGCACUUCUUAUGCCCAUACAUGUAUACUCUGGACUUCUCAUCUUUGGAACAGUGAUUGCAACAGUCCUUAUGGGAGUGACUGAGAAGCUACUUUUUAUGAAAAAUUCUUCAUACUCUUCAUUUCCACCAGAAGGUGUUUUUGUCAAUACCCUGGGUCUGCUGGUUCUGGUGUUCGGAGCCCUCAUUUUUUGGAUAGUUACCAGACCCCAGUGGAAACGUCCUAAAGAACCAAACUGUGCCCUUCUUCAGCCAAAUCGAGGCACUUCAGAGGGAGUGGAAGGCUCCAUGGCAAUGAACUCUGGCAAUGUGGACAAAUCAGAUUCAGAAUUAAACAGUGAAGCAACAGCAAGGAAAAGAAACUUCAUGCUUGAUGAUGCUGGACAAAGAUCUACCAUGUAAAAUGUAGAUAUGUAGCAGUAUACCUUCACUAAACAAACAAACAAACAAACAAAAAACUAGCUUUAUAGUUUAGCCAUUAGAUUAUUGAACUCCAUAGAAUCAAUAUUCUAAUUAUAAUCAAUAUUCUAAUUAUUAGAAUUUCUUGUAGAGUUUGUAAUGGUCAAGUCUUAUCAAAUAAUCUGAAUUAGAAAGGAGAUGAUCAACGUAAGUAACAGCCAAUAUAAAUCGAGCCACUCUCUUUUUCAGGACCAAGGCAUUUAACAGGGUGCCUUCCACAGAACAGAGGAUCAAACUGUGUCUGUCAGUUGAAUUUGAUAAAGUAGCAGCAACCCUG